AUGACGCUGCUACCUAGUCUUUGGGUGCCAAAGAUGCCCCGACUUUUGGUGGCAAUAGACUCCAUUGCUCAGGUGCAGGUGCCCAGGGGUGCAACGCACUUUGUGGCCUUUGCUCAUGGCCCAGGUGUGCUUGGUUCUGAACCCAUUGCUAGCCUGAGGAUUCAGGAUCUCCGCCCUCCCACAGUGAUGCCCUUGUCCAUCAUCGUCAACGAUUUCAGCGAGGAAUCAGGCGUGGCCUCCUUUUCCUUCUCCUUCCAGCCGGGGCGGUGUCAGAUUGACGGCGAUGAGACAUGCGACGCUGGAAGCGGCUUUGCGCUCUACUGGGUGGUGAAGGGUCAGAAGAUGGGCAAAGCGCUAUGGACCUCGGAGACUGAUCAGGUCAGCUUGGCGGCAGUUGCGGCAGCAAGACCACCCUUGGCGACAGCUGUGAUGGUGGUGGCGCGAAAUGCCCAAGGAGAAAUGGAUGUGGGACCAACGGCAGCGUUGCCAUUACAACAUAAUAUGGACGACGAAGAAUAA
Molecule: messenger RNA, 519 nt
Organism: Durusdinium trenchii
Lineage: Eukaryota; Dinophyceae; Suessiales; Symbiodiniaceae
Source: the annotation of a GenBank genome assembly